This is a messenger RNA of Tinamus guttatus (white-throated tinamou), 1065 nucleotides long. The record is from RefSeq and is a predicted model, not a curated record. Lineage: Eukaryota; Metazoa; Chordata; Aves; Tinamiformes; Tinamidae.
AUGUGCCCUCCUAAGACACACCUGGUGCUGCAGCUUGGGGGUGGCCAGAGAGAGAAGAGCAGGUGGGGAGGAAGAGUGCGGCUGGAAUGCCUGCAGGGUGCGAACAGCUAUGGACAACUUGGUCUUGGUCAUAGAGAGGAUGUACUGGUACCUCAGUCACUGAAAGAUGUUUGCUGUAAGUCGCAAGGCUUUAAAAGCAUUACGGGAGGAGGAGGCCACUCAGCGGUUGUCACUGAUGCUGGAGAACUUUUUGUAUGUGGCCACAACAAAGAAGGACAGUUGGGUUUGAAUCACUCGGAGGAUGUGCUGCAUUUCACUUUGUGCACUGCCCUGUCUGGCUUCUGUGUGACAGAGGUUGCUUGUGGUUGGGACUUUACAAUCAUUUUAGUAGGAACUGGCCUAGUUCUCUCCUGUGGGUCUAACUCUUUUGGACAAUUAGGAGUUCCUCAAAUUUCAGGUCCCUGCUUGAUUCCACAAAAGAUUGAGGCCCUGAAAGAGAAGGUGGUGGCUGUUGCUGCAGGACUGAGGCAUGCCCUUGCUGCUACAGAGAGUGGUUUGGUGUUUCAGUGGGGAGCUGGCAUGGCCUCUCGGGCAAGGCGUGCAAGCCAAGGAAAAACUCUGCCUCUCUUCUUGACAGCAAAGGAGCCCUGUGAAGUGACAGGGUUGGAAGAUGUGAAAGUGAAGAGAGUUGCUGCAAGCUCCUACCAUUCAGUGUCACUCACAGAUGAGGGAUGCCUGUACGUCUGGGGAAGCAACAAGCAUGGGCAGCUAGUGAGCAAAGAGAUCUUUCUUCUUGUGCCCAAGAAGAUAGAGACUCUUUUUUUCUCACAUGAAAAAGUUACAGCUGUUUGGAGUGGAUGGACACACUUAGUGGCACAAACAGAAACUGGCAGGGUAUUCACCUGGGGCAGAGCAGACUAUGGGCAGCUUGGAAGGCGUGCGGUGGCUCCCGAUGGACAGGAGGCGUGCAGAGCAUCUGAACAGCCCUUGGAGCCGUUAUGUAACAUCCCGACUUCAGUGCCUUGCCUUGAUGGAGCAUCUCAGUUCUACCAGGACCACCACUGA